AUCCCCUUCUACCUGCAGUACCUGGCGCACUGGCCCGAGUACUUCGUCGUCGCCGAGGCGCCCGGCGGGGAGCUGAUGGGUUACAUAAUGGGGAAGGCGGAAGGCUCUGUGGCCAGGGAGGAGUGGCACGGACACGUUACUGCGCUCUCCGUCGCACCGGAAUUUCGACGGCUGGGCUUGGCUGCUAAACUGAUGGAACUAUUGGAAGAAAUUUCAGAAAAGAAGGGGGGAUUUUUCGUCGACCUCUUCGUGAGAGUAUCCAAUCAGGUUGCAGUGAAUAUGUACAAGCAGCUCGGCUACAGCGUGUACCGUACGGUGCUGGAGUACUACUCCGCCAGCAACGGGGAGCCAGACGAGGAUGCUUAUGAUAUGAGAAAAGCUCUUUCUAGAGAUACAGAGAAAAAGUCAAUUAUACCUCUGCCUCAUCCUGUGAGACCAGAAGACAUUGAGUAGCUGUAAGCUGUGAUUUGCAGGCAAAACUUCUA
Merops nubicus (carmine bee-eater) is the source of this 485-nucleotide messenger RNA. RefSeq names its product N(alpha)-acetyltransferase 20, NatB catalytic subunit (gene NAA20). Gene Ontology annotation, cellular component: NatB complex. The record is from RefSeq and is a predicted model, not a curated record. Gene Ontology annotation, biological process: N-terminal peptidyl-methionine acetylation. Lineage: Eukaryota; Metazoa; Chordata; Aves; Coraciiformes; Meropidae. The transcript is spliced from 4 exons. Gene Ontology annotation, molecular function: protein-N-terminal amino-acid acetyltransferase activity. Bases 76 to 453 code for a protein of 125 amino acids.